CAGCAUGAGUAAAUCCAACAUGGCUGCCUCCUGUGCAGUUUGAGGACCUCUGGUAGGCGAAAGUCACACUAUUAAUCUCACUGACAACAAUAGUUUUUUUUUUUUUGUUUGUUUGUUUGUUUUUUAAAUAUUUUGAAGUCAUGUCCACGCUGGCAAUGACGCUGCUCCUCCACACAGCCUGUCCAAGGAGUCCGACAGCCUGCAGGAGUCUGUGCGCCGCUCUGCUGAGGAGGUCCCACCGCAGAGCUCAUGUUUCUCACUUUAGUCAUUCGGCUCGGUGUUCAUCUAAAACAUGCUCGGCACUGCUGUACAGAAACCACGGAGAGCCGUCUCAAGUCGUCCAGUUCGAGGACGUGGACCUUCCCUCUGUUGGGGCAAAGGAUGUUCUUGUUAAGAUGCUGGCAGCCCCGAUCAAUCCGUCAGACAUCAACAUGAUUCAAGGUACGUAUGCCAUCCUCCCUGACCUCCCAGCUGUUGGCGGCAACGAGGGCGUGGCGCAGGUCGUGGAGGUGGGCAGCCAUGUGCAGUCCCUCAAAGCAGGAGACUGGGUCAUUCCUAGAGAUGCUGGGCUGGGGACGUGGAGGACAGCAGCAGUGUUGCCUGAGGUUGAUGUCAUCUCACUGCCCAGUGACAUUCCCUUGUUGUCUGCCGCUACGCUGGGGGUGAACCCCUGCACUGCCUUCAGGAUGCUCUCUGACUUCGAGGACCUCAAAGCAGGGGACUCGGUGAUCCAGAAUGCAGCCAACAGUGGAGUCGGCCAGGCGGUCAUACAGAUUGCCGCUGCAAAGGGAAUUAACACUAUCAACGUUAUCCGAGACAGGCCAGAGUUCAAACAGCUCAGCGAUAGGCUGAAGGCUAUAGGGGCCAGUCAUGUGAUCAAAGAGGAGGCACUGAGGCGGCCUGAGAUGAGGGAGUUGUUCAAGACGUGUCCAAGGCCUAAACUGGCACUGAAUGGGGUCGGAGGCAAGAGUGCAACAGAGCUUCUCCGUCACCUACAGGUUGGAGGGACCAUGGUAACGUAUGGAGGGAUGGCCAAACAGCCUGUCACUGUGCCUGUGAGCUCUCUUAUUUUCAAGGAUGUGAAGCUGCGGGGCUUUUGGGUCACACAGUGGAAGAGAGAUCACUCACAUGAUGAAGCGGCCUUCAGAGCCAUGCUGGAUGAACUGUGCUCCCUCAUCCGGCAGGGAAAGCUCACAGCUCCUGUCUGUACCGAGGUCGGGCUCCAAGACUACAGGACAGCUCUGGACUCAGCCAUGCUGCCUUUCACCUCCGCCAAACAAGUCCUGGUCAUGUGACCUAACUGAGCUUCCAUCAGCCAAUUACUGCACUGGCAUGAUCCCAGCGUAUGAACCAGGUGCAGCCACAAGACUGCAACGUCACUAACUGACAUAUCGUAAAAUUCAUCUCCCCAGAGUUGAGCACACACUCAAUAAAUGACCGAUACUAGACUUUGACCCUUCUACAUCUGCUGCAAUGACACUUUGAGCUCCCGCAAGUUUAAAGGCAAUCAAAUACAGUAAUCAAAAAGACAUUAGUCCUUUUACAAACAUAAUGAGAUUACAGGUGACAUCAAGGAGCCCUGAUAAUGCCCCUUUAUCAGUCUUGAUUGGCAACAUUUAUCGGUCCCAAGUAAUAUGAACAUGAACAAGUGCGGUCUGUUUUGUUAAUAGAAACAUUUAUUGUUGGUAUAACAUUGCUGUUCAAGGUGUGCUGAUGCAUCCUGUUAAAGUAAUGUCAUUAUUAAAAUCAAUAAAACAUUUGAUAUUCCUUUUUUAGGGU
Messenger RNA from Myripristis murdjan (pinecone soldierfish), 1779 nucleotides. RefSeq names its product mitochondrial trans-2-enoyl-CoA reductase (gene mecr). The record is from RefSeq and is a predicted model, not a curated record. Bases 141 to 1295 code for a protein of 384 amino acids. The transcript is spliced from 10 exons. Gene Ontology annotation, molecular function: oxidoreductase activity. Gene Ontology annotation, biological process: fatty acid metabolic process. Gene Ontology annotation, cellular component: mitochondrion. NCBI's taxonomy places the organism in Eukaryota, Metazoa, Chordata, Actinopteri, Holocentriformes, Holocentridae.